AUGCCGAUGUCGAGGCAACCCUACAACCACCACCACCACCACCGCCACCACAACCACCUCGUCUUCUUUCUUUUUCUUGCACUUGGAGUAUUUGCUGCUAGUUCUGCAGCAAAUAAUGAAGUCGAUACUUUACUUUCUUGGCUUCACAGCUCCUCUUCUUUACUCUCUCCAGUUUUCUCUAAUUGGAACCAUUUGGAUUCUAACCCUUGUAAGUGGUCUUAUAUCACUUGCUCUUCUAAUAACUUUGUUAUUGAAAUCAACAUUCAGUCUACUGAUAUUGCUCUUCCUUUCCCUUCCAAUCUUUCCUCUCUUCUUUACCUUGAAAAGAUCAUUCUUUCUGCUGUUAAUCUCACCGGUACUAUCCCACCUGAUGUUGGAGACUGUAAAAACCUGAUAGUCCUUGAUGUUAGUUCUAACAGUCUUGUGGGUAGUAUUCCUAAAAGCAUUGGCAAGCUCCAAAAUCUUCAGGACUUGAUUUUGAACUCCAAUGAGUUUACUGGGGAAAUCCCAGUUGAGCUUGGUAAUUGCUCUAAUCUCAAGAAUCUUGACAUAUAUGAUAAUUUCUUUAGCGGGAAUAUUCCAGUUGAACUAGGCAGACUAACAAAUUUAGAGGUCAUUCGCGCUGGAGGGAACAAGAACAUUGCAGGAAAGAUUCCAGAAGAGCUUGGAGAUUGCGAGAAUUUGCAAGUUCUUGGUUUAGCUGAUACUAAAAUUUCAGGUUCUAUACCUGCUUCAUUAGGCAAGCUAAGCAAGCUUCAAACACUAUCAGUAUACACUACAAUGCUGUCUGGUGAGAUUCCACCUGAUUUAGGCAACUGCUCAGAGCUUGUCAACUUAUUUUUAUAUGAGAAUGAUCUCUCAGGUUCAUUGCCACCACAGUUGGGUAAACUACUGAAGCUGGAAAAGAUGUUACUAUGGCAAAACAAUUUUGAUGGGAUUAUUCCUAAUGAGAUUGGAAACUGUAAAAGCUUGAAGAUUUUUGAUCUUUCCUUAAAUUUUUUCUCUGGAGACAUACCUAAGUCUUUUGGCAACCUAUCAAAUCUCGAAGAGCUUAUGCUUAGCAAUAAUAAUAUUUCUGGUUUGAUCCCUCCAGUUCUUUCAAAUGCUACAAAUUUACUACAGUUGCAGCUUGAUGCUAAUCAGAUAUCAGGUUCAAUUCCUAAAGAGCUUGGUAUGCUGACACAGUUAACAGUCUUCUUUGCUUGGCAGAACAAACUUGAAGGAAGCAUUCCUGUAGAGUUAGGUAGCUGCAGAAGCCUUGAAGCAUUAGAUUUAUCGCAUAAUGCACUUACUGGUAGCUUACCUCCUGGCCUAUUUCAGCUUCAGAACCUAACAAAGCUUCUUUUAAUUGCUAAUGACAUUUCUGGUUCAAUUCCUCAAGAGAUUGGUAAUUGCAGCGCUCUUAUUCGUCUUCGCCUCGUAAAUAACAAAAUCAGUGGAAAUAUUCCAAAAGAAAUUGGAUUGCUCAAUGACCUCAAUUUUCUUGACUUGUCUGAAAACCAUCUUGGUGGGACUUUACCAGACGAAAUUGGAAAUUGCUCUGAUUUGCAGAUGUUGAACUUAAGUAACAACACCCUUCAAGGUAAUUUGCCUAAUUCUUUAUCUUCUCUUACUAGACUUCAAGUAUUGGAUGUUUCUAUGAAUCAAUUUGUGGGUGAAAUUCCAACUAGUUUUAAUAAACUUAUUUCACUUAAUAGACUGAUUCUAAGUAAGAACUUUUUCUCUGGGGGAAUUCCUUCCUCACUUAGUCAAUGUUCAAGUCUUCAGCUUCUUGAUCUCAGUAGCAAUGAACUAUCUGGCAAGAUCCCAGUUGAACUGUUUGAUAUUGAUGGUCUUGAUAUUGCUUUGAAUUUGAGUUGGAAUGCGCUUACUGGGGUAAUCCCACCACAGAUUUCUGCUCUAAACAAAUUAUCUAUUCUUGACCUAUCACACAAUAAGCUAGGAGGAGACUUGGUAUCACUGGCUGGUCUUGAAAAUCUUGUUUCUUUAAACAUUUCCUACAACAAUUUCUCUGGCUAUCUUCCGGACAAUAAGCUGUUUAGACAGUUAUCUGCGACAGACUUGGCAGGAAAUCAGGGAUUGUGUUCUAAAGGCCGUGAGUCAUGUUUCUUAAGCAAUGCAACAAUGAUGAGCAUGGCUAAUAAUGGUCACUUGAAAAGAUCACAGAGACUUAAACUAGCCAUUGCAUUGCUCGUCGCCUUGACUAUAGCAUUGGCAAUUUUUGGGGCGAUUAUUUUUUUUAGAGCUCGAAAAUUGAUAGGAGAUGAUUGUGAAUCUGAGUUGGGAGGAGAUUCAUGGCCUUGGCAUUUCAAUCCAUUUCAGAAGCUAAAUUUUUCAGUAGAACAAGUCCUAAAAUGCCUAGUGGAAGACAAUGUAAUAGGAAAAGGAUGUUCAGGAAUUGUGUAUCGUGCAGAACUUGAAAAUGGGGAAGUCAUUGCUGUUAAAAAGCUUUGGCCAGCAACAAUUGCUGCAGGACAUGAUUGUCAAAAUGAUAGGUUAGGAAUUGGAGGAGUUCGCGAUUCCUUUUCAGCUGAGGUAAAAACUCUUGGUUCCAUUCGCCAUAAGAACAUUGUUAGAUUCUUGGGAUGCUGUUGGAAUCGAAACACGAGAUUGCUUAUGUAUGACUAUAUGCCUAAUGGGAGCUUAGGCAGUCUUCUUCAUGAAAGAAGUGGUGGUUGCUUGGAAUGGGAAGUGAGGUACCGGAUAGUCUUGGAAGCAGCACAAGGUCUUGCUUACUUGCAUCAUGACUGUGUUCCUCCAAUUGUUCACAGAGACAUUAAGGCUAACAACAUUCUCAUUGGCCCAGAAUUUGAACCAUAUAUUGCUGAUUUCGGACUUGCCAAGCUUGUCGAUGAUGGUGAUUUUGCUCGCUCUUCAGCUACUGUUGCUGGCUCCUAUGGUUACAUUGCUCCAGAGUACGGAUAUAUGAUGAAGAUAACCGAAAAAAGCGAUGUGUAUAGCUAUGGUGUGGUGGUGCUAGAAGUACUAACUGGGAAGCAACCAAUUGAUCCAACAAUACCAGAAGGGCUUCACAUUGUAGAUUGGGUGAGGCAGAAGAGAGGAGGGAUUGCAGUGCUCGAUCCUAGCUUACGAGCUCGGCCCGAAUCAGAGAUUGAAGAGAUGUUGCAGACCAUAGGAGUAGCUUUGCUAUGUGUAAAUCCAAGUCCUGAUGAUAGGCCUAACAUGAAGGAUGUAUCAGCAAUGCUCAAGGAAAUAAGGCAGGAGAUUAGAGAUCACGAGUGCUUGAAAGUGGACAUGCUUAUAAAUGGAUCUUCAGGAAAUACUCAACAGGAGAAUAGCAAUAACUCUCCAUCAUCAGCGCUGAUGCAAGAACAAUCAUAUCCUGAAAGCAACAGUACAAGCCUUUCUGCUUCUUCAUUUUUACAUUCUUCUUCAUCCAUGGCUAAAACUACAUUCAAAUAAAUUUCUUAAAUAUUUUUUUAUCCUUGCAGCAUCAUGUAUCACUAUUAUUUUAGAUAAACUGGAUGUUAGCUAGUCCAGUGUCAGAACUUUCUUGUGUAAAAUAGAAAAGCAGGCAAUUAAAAAUCUUUAUAUA
Jatropha curcas is the source of this 3556-nucleotide messenger RNA. RefSeq lists its product as uncharacterized. Gene Ontology annotation, biological process: protein phosphorylation. The record is from RefSeq and is a predicted model, not a curated record. Gene Ontology annotation, molecular function: ATP binding; protein kinase activity; receptor serine/threonine kinase binding. NCBI's taxonomy places the organism in Eukaryota, Viridiplantae, Streptophyta, Magnoliopsida, Malpighiales, Euphorbiaceae.